Molecule: messenger RNA, 4783 nt
Organism: Amoebophrya sp. A120
Lineage: Eukaryota; Dinophyceae; Syndiniales; Amoebophryaceae
Source: the annotation of a GenBank genome assembly
AGCUACAGUGGUGACUAUCAGCGGACUAGUUUAGCUGGAGUACGUAGAACGCGCGUGAGCGAGGUUUUUUUCUUUAGAACUUCAACAGAGGCUCACUACCUGUAUAGGCGCCGUACAAUGAAGCUUUCUGCUUUCGGUUGGGACGAUUUUUUUGUUGAAGCCUCGCAUUGAUCUCUAUCGUCUCGAAUUCCUUCCCCGACCCCGAAACCAAAAAUGUUGUCUCGAAGGAGAGGACCUUACUCCGACCUACCCGCAAGACGGUGCAUCACGGUGUGCGCGGUUUUGAUGCUGCACGCGUCUUGUGGUGGUUGCAGGAGGGUAUUCUUUAACAGUAUCCUGCCCGCAGCCAUCGAUCCCGAGGAGUCGGUGCUCGGGCACAGGCCCGCAGACUUUGUUCGCCACCGCCGGGAGUCGAUGUUGUUUUUGCCCGAAAAUUUUCAGCAAGAGGAGGAUCUAGCAGUAGAAGUGCGAUCGCGGGAGGAAGAAGCGCCAGUGAUUCAAGCUCGACCUCCAUUUCCCGUGGCGAAUACUCAACAAGUCGAACAAGAACGUCAGCCAAAGAACCCGGCAGUGUCGUGCUACUUGCCAACACAAGAGCAGCUGCCGGGGGGCGGUGGCGACCCCCUUCGCGAUAAUGAUCUAGUACUUCCAGGUUUUCUUGCGACGAGCCAUGCAUCACUAUCCGCGCGUGGAGGCGGGGAAGAUGACGACAGAGAUAGACAAAGACCUACCUUCAUUGCGUAUCCUGAGGAAAAACGUACCCACACCAGGGUCAAGAUGAGGAUCUCGCAACACAAAUCGAGAAGUUUUGGGGGUCCAGCAUGACAAGUUCGUCUAGGUAUUGCAGUGCAGUUUAGCAAGCACAGCCGCAACACAAAUCCAUCUACUCAUCCUGUCGACAGUAUUGCAAAGCGCAAAACGUGAUUGGAAAUGCCUCGCAUGUGUAUGCGCAUUACAAAUCUUCCUGUAGCUGCAAAUCUGCAUUACAACUCUGGCGUGGGUACGUUUUUACUCAGGAUACCUUCAUCGCGGCGCCCUUCGUCCCGGAGACAGUUGCUUCGUCCAGCGGCGAGGGCUGCAUAUCAAAUGUAAAAAUGUCUGGGUCUGGAAGAAUGCAACUUGUGAUGCUGCGUUUGGAUUCCAAAAAAAUCUGUAUUGCAUGAGUACCAAAGGAAAUACAAUUUUUGCUACGCUGAGAAGGCAUCUGUCAUGCGGAAUAGGCAUCAAGAAGCCCCCAGAAAAUCUGUAUUGCUAGGGUAUGCAUCACAGACAUCAUGGCUCAUGCAAAACGCGCAUGACAAGUGUCAGAAUCUUCCAGACCCAGACACUUUUGCACUUGAUACUGCACCCCCGCAAGCAUUUCGCGUGGGGCUCCUUUCGAGGCGGGCGGGCACCACGAUGUAGCGCCGGAGAGCCCCGUGGUUGUGUGUCGCGAGAGCCAGAGCGACCUGCCAUCGGGCGAUGUAUCUGCUAGGGGUUCCGGUUCUUUCCCGUCGGAGUCCACAGCAGCGCCCGCAGACACUACAGUGGAGGAGGCCGUGCUGACGGAGCGGCAGGAUGUUGAGCGUCCGCUUGAAAUAGUUGCGGCUGUUCGUCCCCCGGAAGUAGUUGCAGGUCCUCUGCCAGAGCAGAACCGAAACAACGCCCCGGAACAACAACAUCGAGCGGACCGCGAAGAGGACCGGAUUUACCUCCCGCCCGGGGAGCCUCUGGGCAAAUUGCCCCGGUCGCGGAAGCAGUCGAAGAGUAGUAGCGGUGUCGGCAACGAGAUCAAGCUGUUCUGGGACGGUGGAUUGUCUUGGGACGGCUUCUCGUCCAGCAGUGAGGACGAGGAUGAAGACGACGAGCGUGACGGUCGCUCCCACCCCGGAGUCGAGUCCGAAGACGGGUCGUGCCUGCACAGACAUGCGAAGGGCACCCGGAGAAGCAGAGCCGCAACCUACCUCGUCGGCCGAAAACCUAAAUUCUUUCUCCUCAAAUUCACUUCCGCCGCCUCCGCAGAGCCGAUAGAAACGCCACGGGAGUACGUUUCCACCAUGGAACUGAAAGACAUCCGAGACGACAUGCAGUUUUACUAUUUGCGCACCGUGGACUUUCUCCAGCCGAAUGGAAGAAUGGAGAAAAUUUCAUUUGACAAUAGACCCUGCAUCACUGCUGGGGACCUCGACUUCAGCUGCGGACCUUCGGGGGGAGGAGGAGCUGCUGCGAACAAGCAGGUGGAUAAAAGUUCUUGUGUUGACGAUUAUUAUCAAGAGGAGAGAAAGACGUUCCAAAGUUCCACCGCCGGCAGUACUACGGGUAGCAGCUGCAGCACUUCGAACGAUAAUCGGCCUUCCUUCGUAGUGGAUGAAGAAACAGAAACACCUACUACAGCAAAGCGGUCACUACAGACGAGGACCCUCCUGCUCGUCUUUGGCACCGGAAGAAGCACCGUGAAGGAAUUUCUCCACUUCUGGCAAGGCAUUUUCGGAAAGCUGGAGCAGGAACACACUGACUAUCCACAGAGAAAAACCCAUGCACAUCCAAUUUGUCAUGCAAAACACGUCAAGCCACAGGGUAAAUAAGCAGCAGUGGAAACCUAAGCUUUCCGGGAAGUCUUUUGCGCUUCUUUGUAAAGUUUUCAUACCUUGUUCGAAGUACCAGAAACAAUUGAGAGGUGGCAAUAGAGGUUGGAGUGAAAGAGGAAAAAUAAGAAAUAUCUUCGACGGACGUAUAAAGUCAUGCGUUUGUCAUGCAAAAAAUGGAUGUGGAUGGGUUUUUUUCUGUGGAUACGGACAAGUCCACGUACGGCGCCGUCACACUGGCCGCCCGGUUUCCGCGCUCGUUGCGGCUCGGUUUGCCGAGCGGGUUCGUAAGGAAUAGCUUCGGAACGCGAGUGAGAGACCAGGAUGCAGCGGUAAAUCUACUGACUAGUAGUUCUUGGUCGUCCAUGCCCUCAACCUUGAAGCACCACGCGCAGGCCCGGAGUGCACCUUGUUCUUCCACCGGCUCCCCAUCCUCAAGUAGCUGCAGUAAGAAUGCCCGUCUGCUCCGUCCGUACUUCAUUGACCGCGAACAAGGGCUGGCAGAGCAACGAGAACAGAUCGAGAAGCACAUCUGGCCGGCGUUACUGCAGGAGGCGAACGGGGUGUUGAAGGAAUUCCUGCACUUACCCGUGUUCGGGUCUGAGGAGCACGAGCGGCCGCGGGUCGCGAUGAAGUUUCUCGAGCAACUAAUUUACCUGAUCGAGAGCAAUUCGGCGUGGUCUAUGUUUGAAUUACCGGUGGAACGGCCGAAACAAAAGUUUCCUCUUCGGCGGCGGGAGCACCAGGUGCCGCCCUUUAAUAUCCACCCUGGCGCAGCAGCAGUAGAGCAGCUCUCUCCCGAGGCGAAGAAAGUAGCGAAUGAUCACGCCGCACUCCUGGAGAAACAGUUCGCUGCGAAGUGGGAUUUGAGUUUGGAGAAGCGGACAAUGCUGAGGAUGUUGGAAGUCCACGACAAAAACAGCUUGUUUCCCGUGUUUAUGUUCUGGUUCGCAAACCCCGAAAAGGAGUCGGUCGAAUGGGUGGAAAUACAAAUCGAGUUCUCGGAGGAAAGUUCCACUUUUUUGUUGCGGUUUUCCGACCUGUAUCGGAUGUGCAGAAGUUGUGAUGUACUUAUCAUCUCACGAGCUAGAAGUACUUGUUGUAUCAUCAUGCAUGCGGAAGUAUCAGACUCUGCUCCUGAACAUCACACAGAGUUAGGAUAAGUAUUUUGUUUUCGUUUUCUCAACUAUUUUCUCAUGCAAUUUUUUAAUACUAGCGUCGUUAGAGUUACAGCACAACUUUUGCCAUGUGCAUAGGCACGAGGGCGCGAACUCGCACGACGCGGGAAUACGUUUCGUGGAAGCGCGACGGAAUCACGCCAGCGGGUGGAGCCGGCGGCAGUUGCAGCGCUCCUGCGACGCAAGGCGUUCGAAAUUGUCUAUGUCGGAAGUGUUGGUGAUGGAGCCCGAACCCUGGUGAAAAAAAACUGCCGGCGUACAACCUCCCUUGAUGGAGUUUUUCGGCGUGCAACAUUGUUCCGGGCGUGCAACAUCGUUCCGGGAAAGUUAUGCAGCGUACUUGUGAUUGUGAACAUUUUCUUACUCUCAGCAGUUCUUUCUCUGAAGAUGCAGUAUUAUGUCUGACGAAAAUAGAAAUUAAGAUUAUACGGUUUUCGUACCUGCACCACAGGGUCGCUACAAGCUGAAACAACGCAGUCUUAUGCGGCGUGUGGCUACGACAACGUAUCCAGAUUCGGAUUUUACCAUUUUUCAAAAAGCUCCAGCUCUGUGCCUCCACCUGCAUGCUUUUUUGAGAAUUUCCCUUCCAGUCUCGCCCGCUCCCGCAUUAAUGCGUGUUGCAAGGUCUCGUGGUAGCUCUGGGCGGUUCGACUAUAUCUUGUAUCAGUUUUGGAGGAGAGCAUAUGUAAAACCGGUAUAGCAAAGCAGUUUCUACAGGUACAAAAUUAUUCAGGUGUGCUGACGACGAUACUUUUACUUUACACGGACUGAGUACGCGUAGGACAACGCGUCGGGGCCUUGCAGUCGAUAUUUUGCAUUUGCAUACAAAGCGCUAGAAUACAGUAGAGGUGUAUAAUAAAUUUGCACAGUGAGUUUCUCUGCCAGAUAAGGCUGCGGCAAGGCUCGCUUGUUUCCGCGGGCGGCGGCAGAAUUUUUAUAUUCUGAAGCAUCAUUAUCAACAUUGUUUGUAGUUGUACUUACUUACUUCGCAGAAUUUGAAAAUCAAAAUUGCAAAAGACGAUCAGGGCUGCUCCAAGUUAU